Molecule: messenger RNA, 1176 nt
Organism: Cuculus canorus (common cuckoo)
Lineage: Eukaryota; Metazoa; Chordata; Aves; Cuculiformes; Cuculidae
Gene: NTMT1
Product: N-terminal Xaa-Pro-Lys N-methyltransferase 1
Exons: 5
Coding region: 253-924 (223 amino acids)
Cellular component (GO): cytoplasm
Molecular function (GO): N-terminal protein N-methyltransferase activity
Source: RefSeq, a predicted model, not a curated record
AUUGGCUGUGGCGGUGCCGGUGCGGGCUGAGGGGGCCUCGCGGCGCAGGUAACGGCGGGGCCGGCGGGGGUCGCGGGCAGCACCAGGUCUCUCCGUGCCCGCUGCGAUCACACCGCAGACCAGCUCCUGGCACCACUGAGCCAAACUGGAUUUCAACUGGUGAUCUGUAAGCUCUUCCAGACCUGACCAGCGGUUUCUCCCCUGUCUUGGAGGAGCAGCGAGUCCUGCGCAGGCGCAUGCCCCUCAGCCAGCAUGACAAGUGAGGUGGUGGAGAAUGAAUUUGAGUUUUACUCCAAGGCAGAGAAGUACUGGAAGGAUGUGCCUGCCACGGUGGACGGCAUGCUUGGGGGCUACGGCCACAUCUCCAGCAUAGACAUCAACAGCUCCAGGAAGUUCCUGCAGAGGUUUCUGCGGGAUGGCCCCAACCGCACUGGGACGACUCGCGCUCUGGACUGUGGGGCAGGCAUCGGCCGGAUCACCAAGCGGCUGCUGCUCCCUCUCUUCAAGACAGUGGACAUGGUAGAUGUGACUGAGGACUUCCUCACCAAGGCCAAGAGCUACCUAGGAGAGGAGGGCAGGCGCGUGCGCAACUACUUCUGCUGUGGCCUUCAGGACUUCAGCCCCGAGCCCAACUCCUACGAUGUCAUCUGGAUCCAGUGGGUCAUUGGACAUCUCACUGACAACCACCUCUCUGACUUCCUAAAGCGGUGCCGCGCCGGCCUGCGGCCCAAUGGCAUCGUGGUCAUCAAGGACAAUAUGGCUCAGGAGGGUGUGAUCAUGGAUGAUGUGGACAGCAGCGUCUGCCGGGACUUGGAUGUGGUCCGCAAGAUCAUCCACCGGGCUGGGCUCCACCUCCUGGCUGAGGAGCGCCAGGAGAAUUUCCCUGAUGAGAUCUACCAUGUCUACACCUUUGCCAUGAGAUGAGGGUGGCCAGCAGCGGGAGGAGGUCUCUCCGAGGCCAGCUCAGAGCACAGGCCAGCACAGCCGUUCCUGCUGGGGCCAGGAGGGGUGAGGACCGUGCCUUCACCAGGGGGAGGUGGACAGUGGCGAGGGCGUCGCAACUCCCUCUCUCCAGGGCUGGUGGCAAGGACGGAGCUUUGUCUUCCAAGUUGCUGCUGUUUGUGAAAAGAGGUGUUUGCCAAAUACAUUUUCCUGCUGUUGCACUUCUGCACGUGG